This is a messenger RNA of Haliotis rufescens (red abalone), 2573 nucleotides long. Its product is annotated as platelet binding protein GspB-like. Bases 217 to 1902 code for a protein of 561 amino acids. The record is from RefSeq and is a predicted model, not a curated record. The transcript is spliced from 7 exons. Lineage: Eukaryota; Metazoa; Mollusca; Gastropoda; Lepetellida; Haliotidae.
GGUCACGAAACAGCCGUUGACUAAUAUAACACAUGACACAGUUUAAAACUGCUGAUAAGAUAACACAUACCUUUGUAACAUUGCGUCUGGGCUUAUUACAAGGAAGUCAUCACGUUCCUUGCAUGGAUUUGUUUGUGUGUCAGCUUUAUGAUAUGAAGUUGGAUGUAGUUGGAUCAGCAGGAUAUACAAUCAGAGACCCUGAUAUCGAGCAUCUGAAUGAGUGUUUCUCCAGCCCUAACCAACAACAUGCGGACGAAGUGGCGGGGAUCCCUCUUUCUGGUGACUUGGAUUAUACUUCAAGUUACAGUUCUAUGUCCAACUGUCUCGGGCCUGAGACACAAGACUGCCUGUUACACCUUCAUGUUGAUGGUCGAUCCUCCGUGUGCCGCUACAGAGAUGCUUCUUCCUACCAUGUUUACACUCGGGGUGUCCUCUGACGUCACAUGUCACAGUGAAAUAACUGGAACAAGCUUAAAACAGAAGGGUCCAGACGAAAUCAGACGUUGCUGUCAACAGCGUGAGAAUGAUGCAGUGACAGAUUACUGCCUCCCUGCCAUGAAGAACCAACUCCCGGGUCACUACUUCCUUGACUUUGUGAACACAUGCACGGCGGCUACAAGAUGUCAGCUGUCUUCACCUGGUAGUAAAGUGGAGCACACUGAUGGUGAAGACUACGUAACAUUCACGUUUGAAUGUGUGCACAAGGACACGGUGCUGCACAUCCAACGUGAUUCUACACACACAGGACAGGAGGUGUACCUUUACAACGACCAACAUGACGGGGAUGCCCAUGCUAACUGUUUAGCAUACUCUCACGAGUGUACCUCCCAUGUCAUUAUACAACUUGUUGCAACCCGAGUUGUGUCAGCCGCCUGCAGUGUUGACUUCACUGAUGGGGAUGUGUCAACCAAGGUGGACUGUAUGAACCCACCUGCAUCAAGAAACUGUUCCAGCGUAAUGUUUGAGAGCAAGUCCAACUAUGUUAACAUGUCAAUAUUCAUGACAGUCGAUCCUGGACGUCAAGAAAAAGAGUUUCUGUGGUUGCUGGCGAAAGCGGAUACAGGUAAGAAUGUUACCGUCGUCUGUGGAGCCAACAUUCCUGCAGAUGUGUCACUGAACUGUCCAACUUCUGCAUCAACUACUACGACAUCAACUCCUACAACUACAGCUACUGAUGUUGCUGCUACCACUGUCACUACUACUACACAAACAGUGACCUCUAAUAAUGCACCAAGCAAACACAGACCGUUAGCGGUAACAUCAUCAACUGAGGCGCUUAUCAUCGGCAGCAGUGUGGGAGGAGUCAUCAUGAUAGCAAUCAUAGUGACAAUCACAGUCUGUGUCCGACGAAAGAAAAGAAACAGUUCAGAGAAAACAAAUCCAACACGUGGAUACAUGGAAGAAAACCACGAGGAUGGGAACGAGUCAGACGGUGCCCAGAACUCUGUAAGUGAUGGAUACGUGCCUAACCCAAUCUAUGAAGGAACUGAUGACUAUAAGCUGGAGCAAUUGCAUAGGAAGACUAGCGGUGACGUUAACGAGGGCUAUGAACCCGACACGGAGUCACCUUGUGGCUUCACGCGAUCACGGCCAGCACAUUCAGGCCUCAGUCUGGACAAAACCUCCUGGGUGACGCAAGGACACCUAGACUAUUUUGACGACAAAGUUUUCAACACAGGGUCAAUUGGGGGAAAUUCAGAAGAGAAAAGCGAUGGUAGCGUUUCAGAUCUCUAUGCCAAGGUGAACAAAGCACAGGGCACUGAUCAGGUGACGGAUGUGUAUACUAAAGUAGACAAACCCAGGAAGCCUGCUCGUGGAACAUCCGGGCAGUACUCUGAUGGUGAUAACCCAGGGCAGGAUGAGGACCUUGAUGCCAUGUACGCAAAGGUUCAGAAGAAGUAACUCGACAUGUGAAGGUCAUCUGUUUUAGGACAUCAUUAUGUGAAUGCAUGUAGCUGUAAACUAUGCUAUAAGAAAUUGAUCGCGUUUGUAUGCUUUAAAAGGUGAAGUUUUGCAUUAUUCUAUGAAACCCUGUAUCAUGUGCAUCUACACAUGGGCGUAUUGUCAUGCAUUUUUAAAUUACAUAUGACGAAUUAGAAAAUAUGUUCUCACUUGAUCUCCACAUAAUGCGAUGCUUUUGUGCUUAAAAGCAUCGCUACAAUCAACAUAUGUAAUUCUUUCGCAUGUAUUAUUUAAUUAGGAGAUAAACACUCCUGACUAAAUUGAUUGUGAACCAGCAAAUAUUUUGACUGAAGCGACAUACAUGUAGGUUGAGUCCAAUGUUCUGAGUGGGUUGUCGAUGUGAAUUACCGAUUCAUCGACAACAGUCUUUAACAAAAUAUGGCGCUGUAUAUGUUCAGGCAGUUUGUUUACAUCGUAAUACUUUACUCGAACAUGUGACAGGCAUUGACUGCAUAUAAGGACCGCAAUUUGGAAAGCCAACGUGAGGUCGGCACCCCUGAAAAAAAUAAGCAAACUUUGCAAAGCUUUCGUUCUUCAUCGAACGUCACUAUUAUGACGUCAUAUCGCUCAUUGUGACGCAAAAGAUAUGACGUCACAGUCGUAUAUAGAAA